UUGGUUAAUCCUUUUGGUGUUCCUUUAUUAAAUACAAUUAUUUUAUUAAGAAGUGGUGUAACUGUGACCUGGGCACAUCACAGGUUAUUAAGAAAUAAGAGUUGUACAAAUAGAAUAAUUUUAACGUGUUUAUUGGCAGUAUAUUUUACUAGAAUUCAGUUAAUGGAGUAUAAAGAGGCUAGGUUUUCAAUUUCUGAUGGUAUUUUUGGUAGUAUUUUUUAUUUAUCUACUGGUUUUCACGGUAUUCAUGUAUUGUGCGGUGGGCUGUUUUUAGGAUUUAAUUUAUUACGUUUAUUAAAAUCACAUUUUAAUUAUAAUCAUCAUUUAGGUUUGGAAUUUGCAAUUUUAUAUUGGCAUUUUGUUGACGUAGAUUUGGAUCUCAAAUUGAAAAGAUUAAUUCUGGUUAUUAUUUGUUGUUUUAUGCGAGUUUAUUUUAUUUUUUACAUUUGUGAUUACCUAAAGCACAUGUUGAAGCUCCUACCACAGCAAGAAUAUUAUUAG
Cooperia oncophora is the source of this 501-nucleotide messenger RNA. The record is from the annotation of a GenBank genome assembly. NCBI's taxonomy places the organism in Eukaryota, Metazoa, Nematoda, Chromadorea, Rhabditida, Trichostrongylidae.